UGGUCUGUGAAAGGCGCAGGACCCUCGUCUGACACACGCACAGACCGCAGCGUCUCCACCAAACUCCACGUAUAAAAAUGGAAGGAGUAGGAUGUUACUAGCCUCCGCUGUUGUGGUAUGGGAAUGGCUAAACGAGCACGGACGCUGGCGGCCCUACAGCCCCGCGGUCUGUCACCACAUCGAGGCAGUGAUCCGGAGCGACCCGCGCGGUGCUAGUGUGCUCCUCGGACAGGUGGACUCUCGCCUCUCGCCCUACAUCAUCGAUCUGCAGUCCAUGCACCAGUUCAGACAAGACACAGGGACCCUUCGGCCUGUACGACGCAGCUUCUACGACCCCACCUCUGCCCCGGGGCAGGGCUGGCUGUGGGAGUGGGAAAACGACGCCGGGAGUUGGACCGCGUUUGACACCGAGGUGGGCAAUGCCAUCCAGGCGGCUCGGGACCGACAGCAGCCCUGGCUGGACCUGGCUCCACUAGGAUUCUCCUACCUCAUUGACUUUGAAAACAUGACCCAAAUCAAUGGGCAAACACAGCGCUGUCGGCGGAUCCAGCGGCGCUCGGAUCUGGCCUACCCCAUGGUGUCUGGACCGCUGCCAAAGUCGCACCAGGCCUGGGGACCCACGUCCAUGUCGGGCACCGGGGGACUGCUGGGUGUGGACGUGUCCAGUAUGGGGGUGAGGAUGAACAGCAGCGGAAAUGGGAGCGCUUACCCCAGCGGGGCGCUCCCCGCCUCCGCCAUCACCUCUCUGGGACAGCCCUGUGCCUGUCAGCAGUGCAUGAUGGUGCUGGGUGUAAAGACCGGAGCUUUGUCCUCUUUCUCCACCGUGUCGUCCGCUCAGACUCUGGGACGGCGUCCUGCACAGACUAAACUGCCUCUGCCGACCAUCAGCCCCAAAGUUCACUCUUACUCUGUCCCAGGAGGCUCGUACUCCCUGACGCUCCCCCGCCCUCUGACACUGCAGCGCACACUGCCCUCACACAGGACGUCAGUGAUGGGGGCCACGGGGGGGUACAGUGUGGGGGGGAUGGGGGGUCCGAGCGUCGUGGGCGGCGGCGGCGUAGGCGGCGGAUACGCUCUGGGAGGAGGUUACGGCCACUCUCUGUCUCUCCUCGGUUCAGCCACCGCAGCUCUGUCCAUCUCCUCAAGUCGACCCCCUCCGCCCCCUCUGCCCCCACCAGCCCCGCCACCCCCCUCCCUCACCCCUCCGUCCACCGCCCCAAACCCCACUCACCCGUCCCUCUCCUCGGGGCUCUCAGUGUCCUGUCCCGCUCCCGCCUCUUCUUCUGGUCCCUCCCUGAUCUCUACGGUCUCCUCCACCUGCGCGCCCUCUCCCUCCGCCCGAGUCCUGGGACCGGUGUCUCUGUCCGGGGCCCCCACCUGUGCCGCUCCUCUUCCCCCUCGCUCCAGUCUGGCCGGACUUAGUCGCCCGGCGCUGCAGAGGAUCGCCAUGGCCCAGUCCCGCGCCCUCAUCGCCUCUGGAGUUCCCACGGUUCCAGUGAAGAACCUGAACGGGUCCAGUCCUGUGCAUCCUGCUCUGGCCGGCAUCACAGGCAUCCUCAUGAGCGCCGCUGGACUUCCUGUUUGUCUGACCCGUCCGCCCAAGCUGGUCCUCCAUCCUCCCCCCGUGAGCAAGAGCGACAUCAAACCGGUCCCGGGCCUGGGCCACUGCUGCCGUAAGACCACCAAGAAACAGGCCCGCAAAGGAAAGACACCUGAGGAAGUCGUGAAGAGAUAUCUCCAGAAAGUUCGCAAUCCUCCUGAAGAAGACUGCACCAUCUGCAUGGAGGCUCUGUCCGGACCCUCGGGUUAUAAGGGUCCCGGGGUGGGGGGCAUUUCUCGCGCUGAGUCGGUGGGACGCCUGACGCAGUGCGGGCAUCAGUACCACCUCCAGUGUCUCGUCGCCAUGUACAACAACGGAAACAAAGACGGCAGCCUCCAGUGUCCCACCUGCAAAACCAUCUACGGCGUGAAGACCGGGAACCAGCCGCCCGGCAAAAUGGAGUACCACGUCAUCCCCCACUCGCUCCCGGGACACCCAGACUGCAAAGCCAUCCGGAUCAUUUACAACAUUCCCCCCGGGAUCCAGGGGCCAGAGCAUCCCAACCCCGGAAAACCCUUCACCGCGAGAGGCUUUCCCCGACACUGCUACCUCCCCGACAGCGAGAAGGGCCGCAAGGUCUUGCGGUUGCUCUUAGUCGCCUGGGACCGCCGCCUCAUCUUCUCCGUGGGGACGUCCAGCACGACGGGCGAGUCCGACACCGUCAUCUGGAACGAGGUCCACCACAAGACCGAGUUCGGCUCCAACCUGACGGGCCACGGCUACCCCGACCCCGCCCACCUGGACAACGUCCUGGAGGAGCUGAAAGCGCAGGGCAUCACGGAGGACGAGUGUCUCCCCCGGGACUGA
Molecule: messenger RNA, 2407 nt
Organism: Periophthalmus magnuspinnatus
Lineage: Eukaryota; Metazoa; Chordata; Actinopteri; Gobiiformes; Gobiidae
Gene: dtx4a
Product: deltex 4, E3 ubiquitin ligase a
Exons: 9
Coding region: 92-2407 (771 amino acids)
Biological process (GO): Notch signaling pathway; protein ubiquitination
Cellular component (GO): nucleoplasm
Molecular function (GO): zinc ion binding; ubiquitin protein ligase activity
Source: RefSeq, a predicted model, not a curated record